Messenger RNA from Colias croceus (clouded yellow), 2802 nucleotides. It is a transcript of the gene Rfx, whose product is annotated as MHC class II regulatory factor RFX1. The transcript has 16 exons. Bases 72 to 2141 code for a protein of 689 amino acids. Gene Ontology annotation, molecular function: DNA-binding transcription factor activity, RNA polymerase II-specific; RNA polymerase II cis-regulatory region sequence-specific DNA binding. The record is from RefSeq and is a predicted model, not a curated record. Gene Ontology annotation, biological process: regulation of transcription by RNA polymerase II. NCBI's taxonomy places the organism in Eukaryota, Metazoa, Arthropoda, Insecta, Lepidoptera, Pieridae.
UAUGGCUGGCAGGUUUUGAUUGUGCGGGCGACGAGGUGCUUGUGGAGUCUUCGCCGCCCGCCUCCCCCGAUAUGGCGGCCCAACUGGCUGCGCCCACACAGGGCACAAGCGCUGGGAACGCAUCGCCGAAUACAGUGAGAGACCUUAUCGUGAUACCGGAGAUUCCAAACACGAUACAUCUUUCUCAUGCUAUACAGCAGGUAUCAACAUCGGUGGUGGAAGUGAACGGCGAUAGUUCUGGUCAUUCUAGUCCCAACAAUGAAACGCAGCACACGUAUAUUGUCGCAAUGCGGGAUGUGUUGAAGCCGGGAUCUGUGGAGGCUGUCUACGUUAAGGCUGAGAGCAGCAGUGGUGAUGAAUGCGAGGGUGGGAAUGGCGUCAACUACCAUCUUCAAUAUGUGGAGCCUCAAGAGAUCUAUACUCAAGGGCCGCAAGCACAUAUGGAAACGCUCCGCGCGUACCCCGUGUUCGGCGUCGCGAACGUGGAGCCUGUGAGCGCGGAGGCAGGUGCGGGCGCGGACGGCGAGUGGAGCGGCGAGUUCACGUUCACCGCGGAGGCCACGGGGGGGACUGGUGCGGGGGGUGCGGGGGCAGGCGGUGCGGGAGGGGGGGAGCAGCCCGUCUCCCCCGCGCCGUCGCCCCGCAUGCCGCCCGCCACCGUGCAGUGGCUGCUCGAUCAUUAUGAGACGGCGGAAGGUGUAUCCCUCCCCCGAUCUACUCUGUACGCACACUACCUACGCCACUGCGCUACACACCGCCUCGAACCAGUCAACGCGGCGUCCUUUGGCAAACUCAUUCGUUCCGUGUUCGUCGGAUUGAGAACUCGUCGUCUCGGCACUAGAGGCAACUCGAAGUACCACUACUAUGGGAUACGCGCUAAACCGACCGCGCCACGGGACUCUCCGACAUUCCAGAAUAAAUUGGACCUGGAUGAACAACAGGAGCCGCGUGAACGUGAACCGGAACAAAAUGCAGUUGGUCUCAACGGUGUGGCACAUCGUCAGUUCUUGGGAACGGUGGUGCCACCAGACCCUCCAGAACUAUUCAUAGAUGAUAUGCCGGAAGAUGUGCCCCCGAAUGCGCUGCAACUGCUUAAGAACCAUCAUCGGGAUCACGGCGUAGAGUUCCUCGAGGCGGUCGCAGCACUGGACACGGCGGCGGUGGAGCGCGCGCGGCGCAGCUUCUGGAAGCGGCCGCCCGCCGAGCUGUGCCGGCGCGCGCUGCUGCGGCUGGCCGCGCGCCGGGACGUGGCCGUGUGGCUGCGCCGCGCCGAGCUGCAGCUGCACCAGCGCGCCGUCGACCUGCUGCUGCCCGACGUGCUGCGGCCCAUACCCUCGCAGCUCACGCAGGCGAUCCGCAACUUCGCGAAGACGCUCGAGUCAGCCCUAUCGGCGGGUUCGUGCGGCGCGCCGGCCCUGGCGGUGCGUGCGCAGGCGUCGGCCGCGGGCGCGCUGGCGGGCGCGCUGCGCCGCUACACGUCGCUCAACCACCUGGCGCAGGCCGCGCGCGCCGUGCUCACCAACCAGCACCAGAUACAGCAGAUGGUAUCGGACCUGAGCCGCGUGGACUUCCGCGUGGUGCGCGAGCAGGCGGCGUGGGCCUGCGCCUGCGGGAACGCGCCCACUGCGCACAAGCUCGAGGCCGACUUCAAGGCGACGCUGGGGCGCGGCGCGUCGCUGGAGCAGUGGGCGGGCUGGCUGGACGCGUGCGUGCGGGCCGCGCUCGCGCCGCACACCGCGCGCCCCGACUUCACCGCGCGCGCCAGGAGACUGCUGCUCGACUGGUCCUUCUACUCCUCGCUGGUCAUACGGGAGCUGACCUUGAGGUCGGCGGCGUCGUUCGGCUCGUUCCACCUGCUCCGUCUGCUGUACGACGAGUACGUGGCGUUCCUCAUCGAGCGCCGCGUCGCCGCGCACCGCCACGAGCCGCCCAUCGCCGUCAUGCAGCGCGCGCUCGAUGAAGACGACGAGUUGCCCGAAGAGCCAGCUCGUGCUGAAGAGGAGGAGGGCGAGGGCGGGGAGGGCGGGGAGGGUGGGGACGGGGAGGGGGGAGACGGGGGGGACGGCGAGUGGGAGUGGGGGGAGGAUGACGACGAUGACGACGACGAGCUCGACUGCAAGAAGGCGCGCCUCUCUGAAUAGCCUCUGUUUCCCGAUUGGGAUUUUCUGAACCUGCCGCUUUAGUGAGCAUCUACACCAAAGCUUCAAAGGGCAAACUUAUUAGAGACUGUAAAUGUGAUUCUGUGCUCAUGUGCGUUGAUUCAUUUUUAAAUAGAAUGUUUUAAAAAUAAUUAUUUUGCUUACUGGCAAUUUCUCAGUUGCCAUAAGUUGCUAUAAUUCCUAAAAGUGACAAGUGAUUGAAGUGUCAAAAUUGACGGAUUCCUUUUUUCCGGGUUUUCUGGGUAUUGUAGAUGCAAACCAAAUUAAUUGGUUUAUUCGUACGUGGAUUCAAGCAAAGAAAUCUAGUCACAUACAUAAUUUUACAUAACUAAGUGUCUAUGUCUUAUUGGAAUACAAGUUUAUUGUCAAAUAUGUGUUAGUAAAUAAUUCUUAUUUAAGUACUUCGAGUGGAAGGUUUCGAUUUAGGGAUUACUAUAGGUGGAGACAACGGUGUCGCCUUAAAAUUAUAAUGUCAUGUGUAUAUAAAAAUUAAAAAGCAAGUCAAGAGUUUUUAAAGAAAACUCGUAAAAUUUGUCACUAUUAUUUCGUUCCAUAGAUUUAAGGCGAUACCGUUCCACUAAAAAAAUGAAGUUGUGUUAGGAUUUCCAGCACUUUGUAGAAAUCAAAAUAUGUACUGCUAUUU